Molecule: messenger RNA, 5651 nt
Organism: Branchiostoma floridae (Florida lancelet)
Lineage: Eukaryota; Metazoa; Chordata; Leptocardii; Amphioxiformes; Branchiostomatidae
Product: dual oxidase maturation factor 1-like
Exons: 8
Coding region: 975-2060 (361 amino acids)
Biological process (GO): protein transport
Cellular component (GO): endoplasmic reticulum membrane
Source: RefSeq, a predicted model, not a curated record
UGUGAGAAUGACAGAUCAUUGUGACAAUAUUUUAAAGUACUGCAGUACAACUUACGGCUUCCCUGUUUUACUUACUCACAGUCAUGACAACGAUAUUUGUUCGUGACUUCCCCUCCCCUUGUGAUUUUUACUGUUUAGUCCCUAAGCUUAAGUACUACUUUUAUUUUGAUAUUUAUCAAGAUAGAUAAUAUAUUUAUCAAGAUGAAUAAGCUCAUUGAAUUCACUCGAAAGUCAUUGAUAUCUUUUUAACGUAUAGUGAUGAAGUCUUACAUCCAUUAGCCCUUAUAGACGAUACCUUUCUGUUAUCAACAAACCUAGUAUUGAAGUCAUAUGUGCACUGAUGGAUACGAAGCAAUAGUACAACUUUGAGGUCAGCAUAUCUUUAAUAGGCAUAGCUGUAGGGGCUUGUUCCAUUGCUGUGGGUAAUGUGCAAUGAUGUGUACUUGAUUAAUAUGACUUUUGGAAUACAUCCAAGACUUUUCUGUAGGACUGCCUCACUCUUAAGCUUUCCCACUCUACUGAGAACACUUCGUGCCGGUCUAGUUAGGUCAUCGAGUGGCCGUCAAUCACGUGAAGCACGCGUGUAAAAUAACAACAGACCCACCAAAUGUACCUGAAAGUGUCAGAAUGCCCUUAGGUUGAACAUUCUUACGCACGUAGGUGUGGCUCCGUGGAGCAAAGUUCGCCGUGAUAGUAAAAUCAUAAAGAUCGCACUGUCCUUAGUUAAACCUACUGUCAUUCAGCUUAACUCGAAUGAGGGUGAAAAUAAUAGACGGAUGAUGUAUCUAUAUGUAGAGGCAUGCACGUACUAGUAUACUACCCUUAACUAUGCAAUCAAGCAUUAUCACAACUUGAGGACAACUUGAACGUCUUUUCUAGGUGGGAAUGGGGGUAAACCUACAAGCAGUGAAUCAGUGACAAUACAUGUAUGUGUUCUCCAAUAAUCAGAAAAGGUUUGUGUCUCGUCUGUCAGGAUGGGCCUGCUGGACGGAUGGCCGCCAUUUUACCCCGAGUUCAGGACAGGGACCCUGCUCGCCAGCGAGAUCCUCCCUUACGUCAUCGUGGUCCUGGUGGUGGGGCUCGCUUUUCUGGCCGUGGCGCCUGGAAUUCGCGGGAAAACUGAGAGACUGAGGUACUGCCUCCAAGUGAUAUUUGCUGUCCUUGUUGGCGGGAUAAUCAUCACUUGCACAUACGGACAGCACUGGGACAUGGCAUCGGUCAGUACCGUGACGGCGUACAAGGCACGUAGUGCCGCCCACAUCCUCGCAGAGAUCUCUGUCCAGAUCGGGCUGAAGUCGUUCAACGUCACCAUGACAGGUGUGCCAGGUAACCAAUCGAGUGAAAGACUCCAGUACAGUGAGAGGUACACCCUGGACCUGCGGGAGUUCUCCCACGACCUGCACACGUCCCACAUGGCAGGGGUGCCCUACCCGGUCAUCAAGGUGGCGGAGGACAUGGCCCUCACCAAGCUGGCGGAGUACAGCGCCACCGGACACUACACCAUGAUGCUAAUGUGGUUGUCCUUCUCCAUGUGGGUGCUGACGGGGCUGCUGUUUUCCCUGGUGCGGAGGUACGGUGCGUACUGUCUGCUCCUCACCGGCCUCACGCUCCUGCUGGCGGUCGUGCCCGUAGCGACCACUCGACUCGGGCCGGCACAUGUCAUCCAUUUCCCGAACGCCACCUUGCGGUUCUCGCUGGAAUGGUGCUUCUGGACAGCUCUAGUCACUGGCUGCGUGUGCACGUCUUCUGGUCUGGUCUUCUCGAUCGUGGAGCUGAGCAAACACUCGCGAGAUUUGGAAUCCUCGCCGAACCAGGAGGAGGUGAAGGUCGACUGCGGGUCAUCUGGGGUCACAAACCUUGCCUUUGAGACAGACGAUCUGUCGACGGGAGACAUGACCACUUCCAAAAUCAAGGCAGGACUGGAUUCGGUCGAAGAGAAACCGCAACACUGCACCGUGGACAAGAGGCCGUCACAGACGUUUAUGGCGGGGAGUGACGUCUGCGGCCAGAUUGAAGAGGAAGACACCGAGAAGGAUGAUGAUGAAGAUACCCAACUGUAAAAACACUUCACUUCCAUCCUGAGUUAGCAGACAUCCACAAGCAGUUUCCAUCCCCAUGCAUGAGAUACUUGAAAUCAAAUGUCGAGCUUAAGUGGGACUUCAAAUUCAAAAGCAGUGCAGAAUGUUUUGCAGAUUUAUCAAGUGUCUCUCUGCAUAUUCUACCUGUGUGAGUUCCAGGGGCAAAGUACCGUAAGCGACUUCAAAAUCACACCAAAAGGCAGUUCUUGUUGACAGUUACAUGUACAUAAUGCUUCUUAGGCUAUAAAAUACUGUUGCUGACUGUGGUGGGUUUGGAGUUGGUUAAACCCUCAAUGAAAUGUCUAGCAAAAAUGGACUUUGUGUCACAACCUAGUGCGUAACGUUAAACAAGAAACGUUUAACAUGGAAACAAACACUGUCCCCAUUAUGUAUUUGUACAUUAACAGUGUAAUAAGCCCUUUUUACUGCUUUGCUACCUUAUACAAUUUGGACGGUUUAAAAAAAAAGACUUUAAGAGCUGUGAUUUUCAGAGCUGUGUGUUUCUAUGUAUGAAAUGUCUUCCAAUAAAACUGUUCCAAAUGUGCUUGUAAUUCCUACAGGGUCUUUACAAUAACAUUUACCCUUUUUUCUUGUCACCAUCCCACACAAUUUGAACACAAUACAACAUGGGUCAUUAAAAAAGGAAAUGUAAAUUUUUAUUGACUUUUACAAGGGGUCAGUUAUAGACAAAAUCAUGCACCCGGAUUUGCCAUGUACGCAGUAGUUACAACAGACAUGUUGCUUUGAACAGUACACAUGGUACAAUGGAGUGGCCCUGUAUCAAAAAUAACGGGACAUGUAAGACCUCCCUUCACAACACCAGACCUGACUGGGGAAUCAAAAUGUGUAAGUCAGGAGCUUCUCACUAAAUUUGGGCUAUUCCAUUGGCAACUGCAUGGGGUGGUGGUAAGAUUGAUGAUCCCUUCUUCUCUCCUUUUCACAUUAAUCCUGUCCAAUACAUUCUUCAAUGAAACAUUUCUUCCAUUUCAGAGAUAAAUCACACACAUAUUCCUUUAAAUUUUCAUAAAAUCAUGAUAAUUCUUUUCAUUGACUGUACACCUCAGUACAGCAAUGAAAGUUUCAGUUGUCUUCACACCCCUUUUGUUGAAUGGGAUAGCCCUUGGAAUGACAAGCAGCACACUACAGCAAGCUCACUAGUAAAUAUUGUAGACAAGCUCCAAGACAUUUCUUACAUCUCACAGAUGGCAUCAAACCUGAUUGGCUUCAAGUGGUAAUUGAAUUCCCCAAUUCCUGUAUGUUUACAAAAAAACUGUGUAGAAAAGAAAGACUAUAAUUUCUUUGUACUAAUAUCAUUUCAUACCUUUUUGUGAUAAAUAUUCAUUUUUUGAUACACAUAUCAAACAUAUAAUUUUCAAAUCUUUAAAAACUUUUCAUACAAUUUCCAAAAAAUAAGAUGUAACCUUUAGUCCUCUAUAUAUUGCCCACACCAAUAGUUAAGAGAAUAGAGAAAUAAAUAAAAUGCAUUUUUCUUUUUCUAGAAUGGUGGUGCUGUUGUUGUCAUUGUAAGAAUUUGAAAUGGCAAUAUAGCCAUGAAUACAGCCUUUCAGUUGACUGCCAAUCUGGUUUGGUCACCACUGCUGAGCAUCAAAGACAGGGCAGGCCACUGAUACAAAGUGGUCACAACUCAGCACAACAGAAUAGAGGUACACAUACACUGUCUACUCUGGACAAUGACAUUGAAAACAACAAACUGUUCAAGCUUCACCAGGGGUAAACUGCAUGUGUAUCAGUUGUAAGCCCUAUUUUGUUUUUGGAGGUGUUGAAAUGAGCAAAGUUAUUGCAGUCAUAGUUAUGCAACACAACCUAUCAUUUCUAUACUGUAACCCCAAAGCAACAUUUCAUAGAAAUUGUAGAUGUCUAGAACUGGGAAAGGAAGUGUUGUAUUGACUGUAGAGUAAAAGAGUGACAUAUUUCUUGACUGUCAACACUAUAGAAGACUGCUGUCCAACCUUGGUACUGGUCACCACUGUUGGGACAACUGUGAUAUAAACAUUUUAGGUAACCUUUGCAGGUAGUUUGCUGCCUUGUUAAUUUUUGUCAUGGAUCCUAGUUUGUGAUAGUGUUUUCAAUGUAACUUUUCUAACCUAGUAUCUUGUAAAUUACAGAAAAUAUUUCCAGAGGUUGAGAUGGAAAAACCACUUCUUCCUUCACCACUGGCUUGUGUUUACAAUGCAGAAUUUUUCUCAACAUGUGAGACAGAAACUUUGAUUGCACUUGGUCUUGCAGGGGUCUUAAAAGGAAUUUGCAUCCAAGAAAAUUUAUCACUACAAUUUGCAUCAUGCAAUAUGAUUGGAGACAAAUAAUGUGACAAUUGACUAGCACUAUACUGCGACAUUAUCCUGCCUUGCCAUUUUCUUUUGUUGUGUGUACUUGAAAUCAAAACUCAACAGUGGAUUAGAAGGUUUAACAGGAAUGGGCUCAAACACAACAUGUUCAACACACAUCCUUGGAAGACGUAGCCCUUUUUUGCUCUAAAAAGUAUGGGAUCAGUCAGCAAGGGUGACAACAGCCUUCCAAGGUCUGGACAAGUGUGACAAGGGUACAACACAAGAAGCAUUGUACUACUAAUAGACAUGUACGUAACACAAGUAGCUGUCCAGUCUGCAACUGACAGCAUACACUAGACAUGUCAGCGGGUGGGUAUGUCUACCGUCUUCUACAAACAGCUCAUGUCAGCCGACACACUACAAAUUUUUUUUUUCUGUGUUAGAUUUUUUUUAAAUUGUUAUUGUCUCAUAGAUUUUCUUUCCACAAAGGAACAUAUACAGCAUUUUUUUGUUAAUAGCUGCGAGGGAAGCAGAUAUGAGGGUAGAAAGCACUAUAAUACAAUCUGAUAGACCAGCCAUGAACCUCACAGCUGAUAAAACAAUUAAGAGAUUUUUUUUCUUGGAUAUACAGCUACACUGCAAAUCAUAGGCAUCAACAUACAUUCCUUCACAAGGAAAUUGCUUUUUUUACCGUCUACUACAUAUUUACCGACAAAAACAAGUGUACAUGUUAACCAAAGCCAGCUAUAUUACAUGGCUAGCAUCACGAGCUGUUGACAGAGCACCAAGCACUAUUAGUACAAUACAAAAAAAUAUACGUUAAGAGAAUCCACUAGAUAAGGUUUUGGUACAUCUCCAUCUAGCAUUGUAAAAACUAUGACAGCUAAUAUUUUCCUUGUUGGCGUUCUGUGCAGCUGACGUUACUGUUGUUUUUGUCCUGAGCUGCCAAGUGUGAGUAGUACAAACUUCCUCCAAAAUCAGCUAAAAAUGACAAAGGAGAACCAAUUGUUCGUCAACAGUCUCCUUUUACCUGCCUUCUGCACUCAGUGCCUGUUGUGGCCAGGACGGACAUCCAAAAUAUCCUCACAUAUCAAAAAUAUACAACUUUGAACAAUGACGUCUCCGGAAAUCUCUCAAGAUGCUUCCAAACCAAUUUAACACAAGAAGAACCCAAGCCUUCAGUUAAGAAAAUUUCUGACCAAACUUUCACCUUUGGUACAUUUACAGAAGUCAAUGAAGAUUUUUUUUCAAGUUGAAAGAACCAUGAAGCUUUGAAUUAAAAAAA